AUGCUCUCCCUCCAUCUCGCCCCCCAAAAGGGCCCAAAUCCCUCCGCCCGCUUCUUCCCCCACUCCGGCUUCCUCGGCCUCACCCCCGUCAUCGUCGAGGGCAUCGUCCGCACAAAGUUCGAGCAGGACCGCAAACCCCUCCCCGCAAAGUCUCUCUCCGUCUCGGUCCGCUGCUACGAGGUCUCGCGCUCACGCGGCGCCGUCCUCCUCGUCGACCACACCGACGUCCUCUGGCGGAAGCCCCCCGCAUCCGACUACGCCGACCUCGCAGAGGUAGAGUUCCCCUUCAAGUUCACCUUCCCAGAGCAUACAGCCGGGCCCAGCACCGCCAACUUCCAGGUCUACCGCACCUUCUGGCGCGUCGAGGCCAUCCUCGAGCACAUCCCAAUCUUCGGCGUGGGUCACCGCCUCGUCCGCUACUUCGACCUUCCCCUCGUCCGCUACGACGUCCCAUCCCACCCCCUGCUUCCCGCGUCUCCUUCGCACGCCCUCCACCUUCAGACGAGCAAACCGCGCGCACCUGUCCUACGAUAUACUGUUUCCACCCCUACCCAUCCAGUAGGUCCUAAUGACAUUGUCUUCGCGUCUCUCUUCGUGCAGCCGCUCGACCCCAAUGUCUUGGUGCGCAGUACCACCCUCGUGGUCGAGCGCAGGAUCGACCUUCUCAAUCCACCCACCUCACCCGCCUCCUCUCCCCCCACGCCCUUCUCCGGCCCGUACCUUGCCCCGGAUGACAUCACCACGUCGCCCACGUCCAGCAGCACCCAGCUCGACGUCUCGAGCUCAUACGAGUCGACGGUCAGUGUCCCGUCUCCCCUAGAACUCACUCCAUCCACCAGCGCCACGACUCUCGACUCCUACGCGUCAUCUUCGCGCCCGCUCGUCUCGGCACCACCCAUGUCACCCACGCAGAGCAGCCUCUCGCCCGACACGCCCGCGAAAACGCUCACCUCGACCAUUCUCACCACCGAAUGCACUGGCUUCACGUGCGACGCCGCGGGCAUGUGGUCCAAGACGACGACGCUGCAAUGGCCCGCCGCGCGGGCGCAGAGCCGCUGGGCACUCGGCGAGACCAUGCACAGCGAGCACGUCGCGGUGCGCUUCUUUCUGCGCGUCACCGUGCGCGUCGCUGGCCCCGCGGGGAGCGACACGCUGGAGCUCGAGCCGCGCGAGCUUGUCGUCGCCGCCACGAGCGAGGCCGAGCGUCGCGUCGCGCUCACGCAGUACGCGGAACAGCGUGCCGGUACGGGGCGGAGCAAAAGCAAGAGUCCCUGGCGCGCGCGACAUGCGGACGAGCGUGAGGAGGAUGAAAGGGCGGCCGCGGCGCAGCAGGCGCAAACGUUUCCUGGCGCGGCAGUCGAGCGGCGCGAGGGACACCGGUCACACCAGCACCACCGGAGUGCGAUGGCAUCGGGGUCGCAUUCAAGUUCGAAUGGGAAGGUGAAAGCACCCAAGAUGCGACGGCCGCAUACGUCUGCGGGCCCGAGCGACAAGUCGAACAUCGCACUGGGGAUGGGCGAAGGGGUGCGUAUGGUCCCAGUGCCGGCGUCGUCGCGACGGGAACAGGAAAGGGAGCAGGAGAAGCACCGGGAGUGGGAUGGCGCGCGAGUCCAUAGGAACUCACGCGAAUCGGGGCUGGGGGAGAGCAUCGCGAGCGUAGCGGGGCAGGGACAGAAUCGUGAGAGGGAGCGCGCGCGGGAGAAGGAGAAGGAAAAGGAGCGGCAGGCGAAGAUGAGGGAACGGACACCGGUGGAGCACGACCAGGUGCGCGCAUGGGAGGAGGAGCUGGCGCGGAUCGAGGUGCAGUCGCGGCGGAGCAGCGCGCAUAUGCUGGGCUCGUGGGGGCUGCCAUUUGGGCGGCGGAAGUCGGCCGCCGUAUUGCAGCGCGGAUAGGGUGCGCACGCUCCUCUCAAGCCGCUUUGCAUAAGUCUCCUUUCUCCCUUGCGUUGCAACACACUGCUCAAGUCAUUCAAGUCUACGACGCCACUGCGCUCAAUCGCCCAGGCUACACACCAUUUUCGGAGCAUCACGCUGUUUCGCACUCAAGACUGCCGCGCACUAAUUCAUGGACCCUCCUCCGUCUCAGAUC
Molecule: messenger RNA, 2089 nt
Organism: Postia placenta MAD-698-R-SB12
Lineage: Eukaryota; Fungi; Basidiomycota; Agaricomycetes; Polyporales; Adustoporiaceae
Exons: 3
Coding region: 1-1893 (630 amino acids)
Source: RefSeq, a predicted model, not a curated record